UCUUCCAUCUCGGCUCAGGCUCUCAAUGGCUAAAGUGUAUCCUCAAGUACCCACUUGUUCUCCCCACAUAACAUCAGAAAGAGAAAUAUUUACAAUAUGGAUGAAAUCUCUUGUGUGUCAUACAAAUGGUUGCACUGUCUUCAAUACAAAUGGUGAUAUUGUUUAUCGUGUUGAAAACUAUGACAAGAAAGGUAGCAAUGAAGUUCAUCUCAUGGAUCUCAGAGGCAAAGUACUUUCAACCAUUCGUGGAAAGAAAUUACUAGCUUUCAGAGGUUGGAAUGGAUAUAGAUGCAGUAGUUCUAAUAUAAAAGAAGAGAAGCUAUGGUUUCAAGUUAAGAAAUACUACGGAAUGCUUAUGGGAGACUUAGCUUGUAAAGUUACUGUGGGCUAUGAUAAGUACUGGAUAGUUAGAAGGACUGGCAAAGCAGCAUUUAGAGUAGUAAAUAUUAAUGGAGAUAUAAUUGCAGAGGCAAAACCAAAGCAAUCAUCUUCAGGGGUACAGCUGGGAGAUGAUGUUCUAACUUUGUUGGUAGAGCCCCAUACAGAUCAUUCCCUUAUCAUGGCUUUGGUGAUUGUCUAUGGACUGAUUUGCCGUAAAAUGUAAAUAGUCUUCAUAACCGCAACAUU
Molecule: messenger RNA, 627 nt
Organism: Quercus lobata
Lineage: Eukaryota; Viridiplantae; Streptophyta; Magnoliopsida; Fagales; Fagaceae
Product: protein LURP-one-related 4-like
Exons: 3
Coding region: 26-604 (192 amino acids)
Source: RefSeq, a predicted model, not a curated record